Molecule: messenger RNA, 5875 nt
Organism: Manduca sexta (tobacco hornworm)
Lineage: Eukaryota; Metazoa; Arthropoda; Insecta; Lepidoptera; Sphingidae
Exons: 11
Coding region: 185-2587 (800 amino acids)
Source: RefSeq, a predicted model, not a curated record
UAUAUGUACCUUAAUAAACUAACCCAUUCAUUGUAACGUAUUACGGUAUUUGACUGAAUCAAACAAAACAAAGCUGUCAAGUGAAUAAGAUUUCCGUAAAACAUUUUCAAUAUUUUUCUAUAAAAUGAAUUAAGUCAUAAUUUGUGCUCAUACUUUCGAUCGUUGCGAGUUAAAAGCAAUCAAAAUGGAUACAAUAAACUGUAGUUUAUUGUUAAUAUCGGUGUGCGCAUUAUUGUGGGGUGUGGCCGGCCAGUACGAGUGGCAAAUACGUGAUGCAUUCGACGAAGUACGGGGGAAAAUGGACAAGAUUAAUGCCGAAAACUGUUAUAUCAGCCAUCUUGAUGACUUAUACUUACCCGAAGAUUCGGUUUCGCACCAUCCAGACGUGAAAGACAUCAACGUAAACCCGGUGUUUCCGAACCGAACCGCGAUGCUACACCUACACAAUAUGGCUAUGAACAGGGCGUUCUUCUGGAGUUAUAUCCUUCAGUCGAGGUUUAUACGGCCAGCGAUUAACGAUACCUACGAUCCAGGCAUGAUGUAUUACUUCUUGUCGUCCGUUGCUGACGUUUCCGCCAAUCCGUACAUAAACGCUAGUUCUAUAUAUUUCUCACCGAAUAUGUCGUACACAUCUUCAUACAGAGGUUUCUUCAACAAGACAUUACCUAGGUUCGCACCGAGAGCAUUCAGAGCUGAUGAUUUCAACGAUCCCGUCCAUUUACAAAAGAUAUCUACGUUGAAUACUUUUUAUGUGGAAGAUUUGGGUGCUUUUGAUCCUAGUAGCUUGUCUAAAGAUUACACAUCAGAGUUUUACCGCACUAAUGAGUGGUACAAGCUUUGGUUGCCAGACAGGGUGGAGAGACGACAUGACACUAAGACUACCUAUCAAGUUACAAUUAGAUAUGCAAAUAACACCAAUGAGACAUUUACGUUCCACGGACCUCCUGGUAAUGAUGAGUCUCCUGGACCAGUGAACUGGACUCGACCCUAUUAUGACUGUGGAAGGCUUGGUAAAUGGCUUGUGGCAGCUGUAUCCCCUGUGGCUGACAUAUUCCCUCGGCAUACGCAGUUCAGACACAUUGAGUAUCCCACGUACACAGCUGCAGUGGUCAUGGAAAUGGAUUAUGACAGAAUAGAUAUAAAUCAGUGUCCACUGAGUGACGGGAAUGUUCCACCCAACAGAUUUGCAUCUACAGCCAGAUGUAAAGAGACUACAGAAUGCGAGCCGCUCCACGGCUGGGGGUUCCGCCGCGGCGGGUACCAGUGCCGCUGCAGCCCCGGCUACCGGCUGCCGAACAUCGUGCGCCGCCCCUACCUCGGCGAGAUCAUCGAGCGCGCCACCGCCGACCAGUACUAUAACAACUUCGACUGUAAGAAGAUUGGAUGGAUCCAGCGCCUCCCCGUGAAGUGGGAGCGCGCGCACCCGUUCCUGCGCGCCAUCUACCGCGACCGCUACUACGAGUACGUGAACGCGACGGCCGGCCCCGACGCGCUGCACACCGAGCGGGUCAACGUCUACGAGGUGCUCAACUUCAUACGCGGGGUGCAGCCGAGUAACUGUUCCAAGUAUAAUCCGACCGAUCUAUUCCUGAACGGAGACAUUGCUUUCGGCGCCGAGGAACAGUUUGAGAACCAAGCUAAGAUGGCUGUGCGUCUUGCCAACUUCAUCAGUGCAUUCUUACAGGUUUCGGAUCCUCAAGAAGUGUUCAGCGGUAAUCGUGUUGCGGACAAGCCCCUGACAGAGGAUCAAAUGAUUGGGGAGACUUUGGCCAUCAUACUGGGAGACUCUAAGAUCUGGUCGGCAGGUACAUAUUGGGACAGAAACAAGUUUACAAACCGGACGUUCUUCGCUCCCUUCGCUUACAAGACCGAACUUAAUACUAGGAAGUUCAAAGUGGAAGAUUUAGCUCGACUCAAUAAUACAGAUGAAAUAUACACAAGUAAACCAUGGUUCCAAUUUCUGAAACAACGUUGGUUGACGAAUUUCGACGCUCUGGAGCGAUUCAAUCUCGAGAUGAAGUUGCGUGAUGACGAAAUGGGUAAAUAUUUGAAGAAGAACGAGAAAUACCCGACGUUCUACCGCGCGGCGAACUUAAAGCACGGCCAUUGGACACAGCCGUACUACGAUUGCAAUGGACAUCUCAAACAAUGGGUCAUUACAUACGUCUCGCCUUUCUUCGGAUGGGAUAACGUCAAAGUCAAGUUGGAGUUCAAGGGCGUGGUCGCAGUCACGAUGUCCCUAAUGUCGUUGGACAUCAACCAAUGUCCAGACAAGUACUACGUGCCGAACGCCUUCAAAGGCACUGACAAAUGUGACAGGAGGUCUUCUUACUGCGUACCGAUCCUGGGAAGAGGUUUCGAAGCGGGCGGGUACAAGUGCGAAUGUCUCCAAGGGUACGAGUACCCGUUCGAAGACCCCAUCACGUACUACGACGGGCAGAUCGUCGAAGCAGAGUUCCAAAACAUAAUAGCGGACAAACAGACACGCAUAGACAUGUUUAAAUGCAGGUUGGCGGGCGCCGCGGCACUACAGAGCAGUUUCCUUGUACUAAUGUGCCUUCUAAUGGUUAUAUUUAAGCUCAGGUAAGAGGUUUCGAAUUUCAUUGUUAUAUUGUUAUACAGGUUGAUGUGAAAAAUUGUGAGCAUUAUUUGAAUCGGGUAUGUAGUUAUGUUUUAUUUUCAUUAUAAGACAAUUAGUCUUACCUCUUUGUAGUCGAGAAGGUUUAAGAAGUAUAUAACAGGACUCUAUACUUAUGUAGUAAACACAGCAGACGACCAUUAGACGGGGCGUCGGAGAAACCUAUAAAUUUGCAUUGAAACAGAGUAGUAAGGAAACGGUCUAGAUUUUUUUUAUGCAUAUUAUUCACUAAAAAGAUUAAAGCAUAAAAAAACCUGUUUUAAAUAUUGUAUUUUUUUUUCAUCAGCUGUAUAAUAUGUAACGAAAUAUAUCAAGUAAGACAUAUCUCUACUUAAACAUGUGACUGACAAUGAUAUUAUUUCCAUUUUUGUACUUUAAUAAUUAGGAACUUCAUUAUUACAUUAAAAUGUAAGAUUACAAGAGACCAUAUUGUAGAUAAUUUUGAAGUAGACUUAAACAGUGUAAAAUGUUGAAUGCAUUUUUUAUUAUUUUUGUUAGAGCUAUAUUACCCAAAAUAUUAUUGUAAAAUUGUAACUAACGGGGUAAGUACAUGCAAUAAAAAAUGUCUGAUAUGGCUUUGCCGAAGCGAGCGAUAAUUCCUGUCGAUCGCUGUCAUUUUACAGUAUUUUUAUUUCAAAAGAUUUAAAAAGAAACUUGAAAAUAGGCUUAAAGCUAACGUAGUGUGGUAGUAAUCGGCACGUUUCUUAACCACGCUAGAUUUUAGAAUUACGGCCGUUUUCAAUAAACUAUCCCUAUCAUAAUCUUUGAUCUGAUCUAGAAAUUUAACCAACCAUUCUUAACCUUCUUUUUUGUGAGCAUGUCAAAAUUACUUUGCUUUGAUUGGUCAAUAUUUGCGAUCGAUCGAAAAAUAAGAUUCGGAUUAUUUAUUGGAAACGGCGGUAAACUUGCCUUAACAGAACUUCUAACAAAAGUCCACUGGUAAUUUGUAAAACUAUAUUCGCAAAACUGCAGUUUUGUUUUCUCAGUUAUUAGUUUGAGGUAUCAUGCCUCUAAAGUACCUAUGCGUAAAGAAUUUUAGAUGUAGCUAUAUUAUACGAUUCUCGACUGUGCUAAGCGUUCAAGUUUGACGCUACUCAGAAACAAAGAUUUUAUACAAAUCACAUGUAAAUAUCUUAAAUCUCAGAACCAUUCUGUAAUAUGUUAGCAGCUAUAUAUAUUUUUCCUUUAUUCUGUAAGAUACCUAUAAAGGUGUCAACCCAUCGAUAUAGAUGUAAAGAUGCUUCCGUCCAUCUUCAGACUGGUAUUAUAAGUUUUAAGAUUUUCUUUACAUAAUUUUUUGGAAGAUAUGUACAAGACAGGUGUUUUUGAAAAAUAUGUUGACCAAAUGCAUCAGUGCGCAACAGUUUGUGGUUGAAAACAAGAUUUAUGAUAUAUAUUAUAGUGUAUAGUCUUUUGCAUUAAUUUAAAAUACAUUUUAAAGAAAUAAUUACACAUGAAUUUCAGAAUGUUAUUUUUAAAUCUCCUUUGACUAUGUAUGUUUUGGUCCAAUGCUCCGUUUGAGCUUGUAUUAUUAUAUUCAAAAGUCGUACAAAAUGUUUCCUUCAUUUAAUCAACUUAAAAUAUGUGUAUUUCUCAUUAUUUUAUUAUCUACUUAAAUAAAAUGUGUGAUUUUAUACAACUUAUGAUGUUAGACUAAGUUAGCAUAUAUUAUUUGAAAUAGUGAUCAGUAUCAUUAAUUUACAAGACAAACAAAACAUCAAGUGUUAGUGUGUAGCCUUAAAAAUAUAAGAGCUAAAUAUUCAAAGGAUGAAAUUCCGGCUUAGAAUUGUCAAGAGAUAGCCGACUAACCGCCAUUUUCAAAAAACGAUCCCAAUCCUUUUUUUGAUCUACCUCAUAAAUGGACUAAUCAGAACAAAGUUUUUUUGACAUGCUUAGAAAUGAGUUGUUUUGAUUGGUUCAAUUUAGUAAUUGAAAUAAAUCAUCGAUAUAUAUGUACUAUGUACUAGAUCUGACUUUCUGUACACUCAUUUUGUUCGACUUAACUGUACUGAAAUCCGUACACCUGACUAGUAUGAUUGCAACAUUGACGGCGUGUGGUUAUGUACGGAGUGGCGCUCAUAAUAUAAGAACUCGAGUCUAAGUGUAAACCUGUGAAUAAAAAAUAUUAGUGGAAUGAGUAAAAUUAUUUGUUGUUCAGUGGAUAAUAGGUUUAAUAACUGAUAUUUUGGUUGCCAUUUUGAACAAAUAGUUUAUAUGGACAUCCGUGUCUAUAGAAUAUACGUCAAUGGAUUGAAGACUGAGAUUGGAACUGUUUAUUGAAACUGGUUGUAAAAAAAUAACUAAACAUGUUUUGUUAUUAGGUAGGAUUUUAAUUAUGCUUAUGUAACACAAAAGAAAAGGUUGCGAAUCUCACAUUAAGGUUAUAUGUAUUCAAAGAUUUAAUUUACUGUACUUUUAUAUAAAAUUUAUGCUACUUUUUAAUAUUUAAAAUGUGAUUGAAAAGUGAAAACUUUUGCAUUUGUUUUGAGUACUAAAGUAGUAAUAGUUUUUACAGUGAAUCUCUUAAAAGUUGUUUUUUUUUUUGAUAUCCUUGUUAUUUUUAUACCCAUUAAGCAUUCCAGUUUAUUACACAAACUUCUUUCAAGAAAGUGCAAUUUCAUGAACCUAAAAUACCUAUAUUUUGGUUUGAAAUAAAAAGCAAAUAUAUAUCAUACUAUGUAUUUUUCAUAUAAGUUUUUUUUUUUAUAAAUGUAAGAUAUAUUUUUGUUUACACCAUUAUUUCAUUCCUUGAAACUGUUUAUUGUAUGUUUGUCGAUAUUUUGUAAUAGAAACACUUUCAUAUAUUUUUUUUAAACAUCCAUUUUUAAGUACAUCCAAGAAGUUUCAAUUUUAUUAAUUGUUUAAUUUAAAAUUAUCAAGCAUAAAUAUUUUAUUCUUUGUAUCUAAAAUUGAUCCCAUAUUUUAUACAAUAGUUAAAAUCUAAGUAACUAAAAAAGCAAUCUCAUAUCUUUAUAAAGUAUAGGAAAUCCUUUGAUUUCGCUUCGGUCAGUGUGACUGUCAUGUUUUUAAGUUGUUUUGUUACCUCGUAUUUCAAUCUUGUACUGUUUGAACCGUCCCAGUAGUGUCUUAAUAUACUUUUAUAAUUAUAAGUUGUUUUAUUAUCGUUGUUGUGAAUACAGCUCUUCUGAUAUACUGUAAAAGAAUGAGGUGUUUUAGAAUAACUCAAAUAUAUUGACUGUAGUAUAGAAGAAUAAUGGAUUAAAUUUUUAUACUGCA